Melanaphis sacchari is the source of this 1841-nucleotide messenger RNA. RefSeq lists its product as uncharacterized. The record is from RefSeq and is a predicted model, not a curated record. The transcript is spliced from 9 exons. Gene Ontology annotation, molecular function: adenylate cyclase inhibiting G protein-coupled glutamate receptor activity. The coding region runs from base 32 to 1795 and encodes 587 amino acids. NCBI's taxonomy places the organism in Eukaryota, Metazoa, Arthropoda, Insecta, Hemiptera, Aphididae.
CUUGAAGAUAAUAAUAAUAUAAUAAGAAAUAAUGAUUAUUUGGUGGUUUAUAUUUUUAUUAAAGGGAUUGGUUGCAUUACCAAUAUGUACCAAUCAAACAAGUAUUAAAGACUAUGCGGUAUUAAGUGCACUUUUACCAUUGCAUUCCGGCGACGACUGUUCUGAGACACAAAUUAGAGGUUUACAACAGUUGGCUGCUUUGGAGUACGGACUCAGUAAAGUAAAUGCAGAUCUUAGUAAAUAUGGAAACUUAAAAAUCAACUUACAGAUUUUGGACACUUGUUCUAAUUCAAAUAGAGCUGUAAAAGCCACUAUGAAAGGAUUGGUUUCUGUUGACGAUCAAACAUGCAUUAAAUCUCCAUUAUUUUUAGGAUACAUAGGACCAGACGAUUUAGAAUCAUUUAUUAAUGUACAUAAAAUAACAUUUUUACUAAACAAAACUCAUGUUUUGCCAUACAAAAUUGACCUGAAAGAAAAACCUGCAAAUGUUUUUUUUAUUGGAGCAGACCAGACUGGAAUUAGAGCAAAAGCCAUUCUUACAAUGUUAAGUAAUUUAGGAUGGGAAAAUUAUGUAUCAGUAAUAGAAGAUUCCAUUCAAACUACUAAUUUAUUAGAUAUACUUGUGGAUUUGUCAGAUGGAAAAAUCUGUCCAGUAGGAAAACCAAUUAUGUUACCUAAAUCGGAAAAUGGGUAUACUACAAUUUACAAAGAAAUAGUUGAAAGUCAAGUUCAUUCAUCAGUUGAUGGUAUACUUAUACUUGUUGAAAAGCCAGAAGCUCUAAAGCCUUUGUUGAAGAUCCUAUCAAACAGUGCUAAUUCUCAAAAAUGUCCAUUUGUCAUUUAUAUAAUUUCUGUUGGUUUAAAGUUAUGGGAUUUUCCAAGGUCCGAUUCAAUGAAAAUUAUAUUUAUGCAAGAAGCCACAGAAUUUGCAGUGAAAAAUGAUAUCAAACAGUAUUUUAACGACUCUUUGUUAAUUAAUUACCACGAACAAACCAGAACAUAUAAAAGAAGUUGCAUUCAUAAUUUAAUGUGUUUAGAUUCACUUGAAGAUGAAUUGGAUUCAACUGUUAUCCCAAUAACAUAUGCAGUGCAUUUAUUCGCAAAUGCAUUGAAAAUGUCAUUAGACCAAAAGUGUAAGUAUAAUUUAGAUUCUUCAGGGAUUUGCCGCAAUCUUCAAUCAAUGCCAUCGACGGAAUGGGCAUCACUAUUAAGGACACAAUCGAUAAUAAUGAAUGGACCAGAAGGACCAAAAAGAGUUAGAUUUCAAAUGGAAAUACCACAUCAUGUCAGUACAUAUAUGUGGAACACGGUCACAAGACAGUUUGAUUUGAUCGCUACAAUAACAAAUGGUGAUAGAUUGAGUUUCAUGAAAAAUGUGUUUUUACCGGCCUCAAUACGUUCAAAUAGAUCUAACCGUUCGGCCUUUUGUCAAUUACAGAAGAUCAAACAAACCAAAACUGCUACAACCACAUCGGUAGAAGAUGCAACUGAUGUAAAAGAAGAUGACUGGUCUCCAAUAUGGCAGUUUUUACCCAGCGUAGAAAAAAAUCUAAACACAAAAUCUACUUACCGAGGAAUGGUUGUAAUGUUGUGUAUAGGUUUUGGUUUCCUUAUAUUUAUGAUAGUGACCAUGCGCAUACUAUAUAACAUUUUCAAGUUCAAACAAGGCAAUGACGAAUCAUCCAAUAGGAGAAGGAAUAAGGCGGCGAAGGUACAAAAACCUAGAAGAACGAGUUCUGUAACAAGUAGACGAUUAAGCAGAGUCAGUUCAAUUAUAAGUACACGAUCACGUUAAGAUAAUGCAUUUGUUAUAAUAUAAUACCUAUUCUUUAUUAUGCGUA